Messenger RNA from Microplitis mediator, 2402 nucleotides. RefSeq names its product protein PF3D7_1417600-like. The transcript is spliced from 7 exons. The record is from RefSeq and is a predicted model, not a curated record. NCBI's taxonomy places the organism in Eukaryota, Metazoa, Arthropoda, Insecta, Hymenoptera, Braconidae. The coding region runs from base 718 to 2193 and encodes 491 amino acids.
CAGUUAUUUUUCGUCUGCGCAUUUUUUUUAUCUUUUCUUUUGCUAAACUGUAAAUAGAUAGUAAUAGUAUUAAAAAAAUGCUAUCAUAGAUAUCAAGAUAUUUAAAAAUAACUAUUAAUUUUUAUUAGAUCCAAAGUAGAACAGAGACAACUUUAAGAUGUUACAAAGACGUCUUUUAAAAGGACAAGACAAAUUUUUUUUUUGUUUCGAAGCCGUUUCUUAUAUAAAUAAGACAUACAGAUGUUGGUCCUAAGAGUCAUAGAAAAUUUGUGUUCUUUUUUCCAUCCCAAAAAAGUCAUUUCAAUUAAAAAAUCAUUUAGAUAACUUGACUUAUUUGGAAUUUACUUUUUGUCAUCACUUGAGUCAAGUAUUUUAAACAGAUAUUUUUUUGGUGACAUAAAUUCCUGUUUAUUUUGUCAACAUAUUGGUGCCUUAUCAAUAGAUCAAAAAACAGCUUCAAAACACACUGCUAUCUUAUAGGUGUCACAAAGCCCAGUGUGCUACUUGGGUAUAUUUAUUCAAUUUAAAUUCAACUGUUUAAAAUAUUCCAUCAAGUUUUUGACAACUGAACUUCGAAAAAAAAAAGUAUCAAAGAUUAUUUAUGAAGUGACGACUAUUCGUUUGUUAAUUUAUGACACAAUAAGUCAUAAUUUACGAUAGCGUUUUUCUGAGUGAUUUAAUUUAAAGUUAUCAAAAUUAAAGAACAAAAUAUUUAUCAUGAAAAUUGGUCACUGGCAUCUUAUCAUUUUUUUUCCAAUUCAUUUUGGAGUGUUAGCAGAAAAUUUAACUACCAUUAAAAAUGUAGAAGUAACAACUAAAAAGUUCGUCCAAAAUAUUAUGAAAUUACAACCUGCGAUCAGUUUAUCCCAACCUGAAAUAGUUAAUAACUCAUUAUUACUAAAUCAUUGGAGGAAACAUAUACAUCAUGGUAAAAGACAUCGUAAAUCAAUAGAAAACUCAAGGAAACGUCAUGUAUCAUUAUUAUCAACUCAAAAAAAUAAUAAUUUAUCUAUCGUUUUACCAAUGAACUGGAAAAAAAAUAAAUUAAAUAUGUCAUCAUCUUUGACAAAAGAUCCCCAGCAAACCAUAGCCAAUCUUAUCCAACGACUUAUCAAUUUAAAUCACAUCUCAAGUUUCUUAUCAACACAUUCACCCAUUAAUAACAAGUCUCAAAUAAUUAACACUGAGAAUAAUCAUCAUGAUGAAAAUAAUAUUACAAAUGCCAUCGUUAAUCACAUAUCGAAUUAUUCUGAUUUGCCAGUAACGCCAAAUUUAUUCAAAAAAACUUAUAAAUCAUGCAAUCCGGCAAAUAAUUCAAGCAAUGGAUUGUUGUGCAACGAAUAUCAUUUUUCAAAUUUUUCAAUCUUCAAAACCCCACUAUCAUUGAAAGAUAAUUUAACAACUCCAAGUAGCUUUUUAGCUCGACUCUCAAUUUUAAACGAAUCUCUCAAUAAAUCUGAAGAUUUAAAAUUAAACCAACAGUUUACUAGCGAUCCUUUAAAAAUAUUUAAAAAAAAAUUGCCACUAGUUACUUCAGAAAUAAUAAAUGCAACUACUGUUAGAAGUAGUUUCAUUAUUAUUGAUGAACUUGGGUUUUUUGGAGAUCCUAUUGAAGAUACUCCAGACGUCAAACCAAAAGAAAGUUACCACUCACGACCCUCAUCUAUUUUUGAUUAUAUUUUUGGUGAAAAUAAUGACAAGACUGCGCCUGAAAUUGAAAAUCAAUUGAAACAUGUUGAUUUAUGGAACAUGGAAAUAAACAGAACUGAAAGAGUUGAACCUGAGUCAUUUACUAUGAAAUUUAAACUGAUUGGGGAUAAUAAUGAUCAUUACUUACCGUCUUGGAGAUCUAACAAUAAUGUUUACUCGUCUAAAGUCUCAGAGCCACAAUAUAAUUUACGAAUGAAUAAAAAAAAUGUUGAAGAAAAAAUGAAGAAUAAUUAUAUUCCUUUACGGAGCAUUAAACAACCAAAAUCAAAAAUAUUGAAUGAAGCAGAUUUUCAGUCCGCAUUUCUGUCGACAUUUUACAUUUCAAUAGCUAUGUGUGGAAUUUUUUUUGCCAUCGUAGUAUGGUGGAGAAGAUUUUCAAUUAUUAAAAAGUCAAAUUUCACAACAAUAAGUGACUCGGUGCAUUUACCGCCAACACCAUCGUCACCAUUAGCAGCUCAACGAGCUGGACAAUUAAGAGUAUAAUUUAUUAAACAAUAAUAUACAUGUUUAAAUACAACAGAGUAAAUGUAUUGAUCUACUUAUAAUUAUUUAUUUUUUUAUCAAUUUUAUUUAUACAUAAAAAAAAAUUAUUAUUUUUAUUAUCUUUAUAUUUUUUUUAAAUUCACAGUACUUUAAAAAUAAUAAUAAUUUAAUGCCAUUAAAUUUAAUUAAUAAAGUAAAAUAUAGAUAUA